Molecule: messenger RNA, 423 nt
Organism: Fusarium venenatum
Lineage: Eukaryota; Fungi; Ascomycota; Sordariomycetes; Hypocreales; Nectriaceae
Source: RefSeq, a predicted model, not a curated record
AUGGACUUUCAGUCACUAUCAACAAUCACUCCAGGCAUGCCUGGCAGAUCGACCAUCAUGGAAGCGGCCUCUUUGGAUCCCCUCUGCGUGAUAUACCUGACCGUACACUUCUCGUUACUCCUUGUUCUCCCGCAUUACAUGUUUUCUCGCCUUCAUCAUGUGCCGACGUUACAUCAUAAAAACCCAGUCACUCUUGGGAAAGAAGUCAGACUAAUCAGAAGAGUGACCAUGAUCAUGUGGGCUGCGGUGGCUUUUGUGUGGGUUGACUCGAUGGUGCAUUUCGGAUUCGACCCUCAGGCUCAGGGAUGGUUGCUUCUGCUUCUUGUGCUCUUCAAUGGCCUUGUAUUUACAUCAUUUAUCCUCCCUUAUUGGACUGGGGAGCUUCCAGAGUACAAUUCUGAUGGCGCGAGUCUUGAGGCUUGA